Messenger RNA from Echinococcus granulosus, 3159 nucleotides. Its product is annotated as SH2 domain-containing adapter protein F. The transcript has 12 exons. The record is from RefSeq and is a predicted model, not a curated record. Bases 1 to 3159 code for a protein of 1052 amino acids. NCBI's taxonomy places the organism in Eukaryota, Metazoa, Platyhelminthes, Cestoda, Cyclophyllidea, Taeniidae. Gene Ontology annotation, molecular function: phosphotyrosine residue binding.
AUGGCAAGCCUAAACUGUACGUGUGAUAAUGUUGCUCUACCCGUACAAACGAUAAGCGUUCUUGAGUCCAAACAGAAGAUUAGUGGGGCGCAACACGGGGAGGGUAAGGGAAGAGAUGUUCAUGCAGGCAACUUUCAACCUGUCGAUACCAACAGUAUCCUUCUUGUCACAGUGGGAUGCGUGCAAGAUGGUUUCAACUUCACCAUUACUGAGAAUACCAAUGAAAAUUUCACUAAAAAGGCAAAGCGUAAUACUAACUACCAGUACAACGGCAAACGGAUCCCGAGCAAGACGACGGAGGGCGAUGCGGACUAUUACACAGCAGACACCGCGCAAAACAAUGCCGUUGGGGGACCGCUCAGAGACCUGACCGAUGGAGCUCCCACUAAGCCCUCAAAAUCAGAUUUCGCCAGCAAUGUCACCCGCUUCUUCGAAUCGCGCAAAAUGAAGGUGGCGAAGAACCCACCCCCUCCACCUGCGAGAAUCAUCAAAGCCACGACGCAGAAUUCUGCCGCCCUCGAGAAAGUCGGCCAGAAAUUGACCUCGUCAAGGCGUAGCGGACCCUCCUACGACGACGCGUGGGAUAUCCGUCUGGCGCGUUUUGGCCUUCAAACCUCCGCGUCGACACAGCAGCAGCAACAGCGCCAACAAGGCGGCCGAGGACCUCCGGAUGGUGCAGCCACAUGUGAGAGCAUUUGCUCGCUUACCUCCGCCCCCUCUUCCGCCAAAGUCGUGGCACUCAAUUCCAGCACCAUCUCGGAUUCUAAUGUUGCUAAGGUAGUGACCACAUCCACCGCCCCCGCCAAUGCCACCAUCUCAACGUUCACGUCGUCUGCAGUACAAUCAGCCAAUCAGUCGAACACAAACCCUAAAGCAGUACCUGCUGGCAAAGGUGAUUAUGCUCUUCCUGCCGAAACCGAUCCGGCCGAUGGUGUAGCAACUCCAACGCCCCUCAACAACUCCAAUUGGUUUCCACCUCCACCCCCUACACCGCUUCAUCUCUCACUGCAUGCCAACGAGCCGGUGGACAGUCAGCCGGGGCGUUAUCAUGAGCACUGUCGCUCAUUCGAGAUGGAUGAUGACCAGAAAGUGACUAAAGUGGAUCCCGGUGAUGCAAUCACGCUACUUCCACUUUCGCCGACAUCAUCACCGCAGGAAAAUAUCACCGUCAAUGGGGGUGGACGAACCUCGGUUGCAAGCUUCCUCCUCAAUCUGCCUCCCCCACCUCCUGUAACCGAUCUCUCGACAGAGCAACCUCCUUCUCCCCCAGCCAUCCCUCCAAGGGACCCCAAAACCUCGAUCACCGCUCCCAUUGACCCACCUAUAACCGACCUUGACGGCCAGCCACCGGUGUCUGAGGCCGUACCUAUCGUCAAGUCGAAAGAGGACUCGGAGAGGGUGAAGGUCCAACAGCGUCAGACAAAGUCUGGCGUCGACGGUCGGUCGGUGGUACCCUGGGAACGCGUCGCGCCAGCCACCGCUACGGCUAUCGAUUUUUCUGGUAAUCUACCUCAGUGGGUCCCUCCACGGCAUUCGGAGGCGGCAGCACUGCAUCAUCGCGCCCCACGGUCGAUCGGGCACCGAUCGUCGAAGUCGCAGAGCGGCUGUGAGGACCUCACUGAUGGCGGCCUUAACUCAGGUCCGCUUAGUCUUGUCGCUGGUGGUCGCUCACAGUCGCAGCACCGUGGGCGUCGCCGCACCACUCGGAGCUUCGGUGACGACUUUGUGGAUGCCGCGGAGACACCCACAAAUGGCAGCUCCGGUGGUAGACGCGCUGUACGUAUGAACUCGGACUCCUCGGGCAUGGCGGAAGCGCGCACAGUGGUCGCCACUGGCGACGUUUGGGCUGCCGCUGUGGCCUGUGAUGUUUCAUUCAUUGACGCUGAUGGGGUUGAGGCGUUGAAUUCCACGGCUUUAGUGGCGACUCGCAAUGAGUCAGCGGGCCAGUUUGUGCGCGUAGGUUGCGAUGUUCGACACCAUCCAAGCGCUCGCUCUAGCGCUCGUCAUCAGCGCCCCUCGGGAGCCAAUCAGCGCAAAGCUCUCGCAGCUGCAGCAGUUGCGAAUGCGGACAUGAUGACACAGUCGCUCAUCAACUGGCCUGGUUGUGACGACGCCUCUUCAAACUCCUCCAACCUCCACGACCAGCGUCAGCAACAGCGCAUCUGUCGACGCAUGAAGGCCGUUCAUCUCACCGACUCGGGGCUCGUCCUCUCGCCCCAGGACGCCACCUCCUUACCUGUCUAUCAUGGCCGACACGUCUUCUUCUCUUCCUCUUCCUCCAACACCACCUCGCCUGGCGAUGUGCCUCCUGGCGGAGGCUACUUCUUCCAGAGUCAAGUCUCCUGUCCGCCCCAUAUAGGUGCGAAGAUGAGUGCUGACGAGGGUGUUUGGGCAGAUGGUCGGGUGUUUGAGUACCAAACGGCGCCCGCCCAGGCCUACAUGGUGUGGCCGCAGCACCAACUUGUGAGCGGUCAACGUAGACGACAGCAAAACCACUACCACCAUCCCACGCAGCCUAUCACCGUCCCUACCGGGGAUGAGGCUGGCUUCCCGAUGGAGAGGAGGUCGACCUCCACUAAGGUCGGUGUGCCACACAGUGGGCGACCGCAGGUCCUUGUUACUGGACGUAAUCGUGGCAAAAGAGCGGCUGAUCUAGCGGCUCUAGUCUCUUUGCCGGUUGAGGAACAACCGUGGUUUCACGGUCAUUUGCCACGUGCGGAGGCUGAGUCGCUACUUCGUUCAGCUCCUCCAGGCAGCUUCCUUGUGCGCACUAGUGAGACCAGCAAGGCCGCAUUCUCUCUGUCCAUAAGGCGCGACCGGGACUUCUUGCACAUGAAGAUUUCCUACGAUCCCAAAUCCGAGGCCUUCAUUCUCGGCGAGUACAGUCAACCGUACCCCACUGUACCCAUUAUGGUUCAUCACUACACGCGAAAUCUCUUGCCCGUGCGAGGCACCAAACCGGUACUCCCUGAUUUGCAUAUUUGGGAAGGCGAGCUCCCCUACCCCUGCCCAUGUCCUGAACCUCCCGUCCGCCGUCUUUCCAUCCUGCGCUACGGCCUCCGAUCGACGUACAAUGCCCGCACUAACAAGAUUCCUAAUCUGGAUAUACAAAUAGGUCAUUGGGGCCAACCUCGUCCGUCUGCUCAGGUUUCGCAGUGA